AUGCUGCAGUGGACAUUGAGAACACCGGCUCUCCGUGGCGUCUUCUCCUCCCUCCGGCCUGGCGCCACACACUCAACGCUGCAACCUUUCGUCACCUCGCAGCUCUCACAGACCCGGCUGCUGUCGACGGAAGUCCGUGCUGCUAUAGACAAGGCUGUAGCAUCCGCCCCGGUGGUCCUGUUCAUGAAGGGCACUCCAGAAACCCCCCAGUGCGGCUUCAGUCGCACUACCAUCCAGAUCUUAGGCCUUCAGGGUGUAGAUCCAUCCAAGUUUACAGCUUUUAAUGUCCUUGAGGAUGAGGAAUUAAGGAGUGGCAUCAAGCAAUACUCCGAUUGGCCGACAAUUCCGCAGCUCUACGUGGACAAGGAAUUCGUUGGUGGAUGUGAUAUUCUGAUCAAUAUGCAUAAGGAUGGCAGUCUAGCAGAUCUCCUUGCGGAGAAGAAAGUGAUCGUGGAGGAAGACGACGUCGAGGGCGAAAAGGCCGACGAAGCGAGGCAGACUACCGAACAGAGUACCGGCGGCAGGAGCAAGGACGCAAAAGGAGAGAGCUCCUGA
Messenger RNA from Exophiala aquamarina CBS 119918, 555 nucleotides. RefSeq names its product monothiol glutaredoxin. The transcript is spliced from 3 exons. NCBI's taxonomy places the organism in Eukaryota, Fungi, Ascomycota, Eurotiomycetes, Chaetothyriales, Herpotrichiellaceae. The record is from RefSeq and is a predicted model, not a curated record. Bases 1 to 555 code for a protein of 184 amino acids.